Olea europaea var. sylvestris is the source of this 1230-nucleotide messenger RNA. RefSeq names its product B-box zinc finger protein 22-like. The record is from RefSeq and is a predicted model, not a curated record. Gene Ontology annotation, molecular function: zinc ion binding. Gene Ontology annotation, biological process: photomorphogenesis; regulation of DNA-templated transcription. Lineage: Eukaryota; Viridiplantae; Streptophyta; Magnoliopsida; Lamiales; Oleaceae. The coding region runs from base 150 to 1001 and encodes 283 amino acids. Gene Ontology annotation, cellular component: nucleus. The transcript is spliced from 3 exons.
UAUUGAAAUAAAAAAAUGAAGUCGGUAUCAGUAUUCAGGACAAAAUUUUAGAUCCUCUCCUCGCCUUCGUUUCAAUUCAUGUGUUUUUUGUUUUACCUAUAGAUCUCCGCCAGAUACUGGUUAGUUAAGUGGAAUUGGGGGUUUGGAGUAUGAAGAUUCAGUGCAGCGUGUGUGAGGUGGCGGAGGCGAAUGUUCUGUGCUGUGCCGACGAGGCGGCGUUGUGCUGGGCGUGUGAUCAGAAGAUUCACGCUGCAAAUAAGCUGGCCACCAUGCACCAGCGGGUUCCUCUCUCUAGCUCGUCUUCGCAGAUGCCCAAGUGUGAUAUCUGUCAGGAAACAGUUGGAUAUUUCUUUUGCAUUGAGGAUCGAGCUUUACUUUGUCGGAAAUGUGAUUUUUCCAUACACUCGGUGAAUUCAUUGGUAUCAGCUCAUCAGAGGUAUUUACUCACUGGAGUAAAAGUAGGUCUUAAUCCUACGGAACCUGGUUCAUCAUCAUCCCCAGGGAAAUCACACACUAAUGAGAAAGUCACAGAACCGGAACCUAACUCUCUUGCUAAGCGAAGUACCCAAUUGUCAUCAAAUGGUCAACAUAAUAAAUGUUUACCAGCCCAAGUCAGGGAAGGUGGGAAUUUUGCAUCAUCGAGGCUGAGUUUUGAGGGAGGCACUACACCUGGAAGUAUGUCCAUGUGGCAGAUAGAUGAUUUUCUUGGUCUUAGUGAUCUCAAUCAGAGUUAUAAUUUUAUAAUUGGUGGCUCAUCCAAGGCUGAUAGUGGAAAGCUGGGAGAUUCAGAUUGCUCCCCCUUUCUACGAACUGCUGAUGAAGAUCUGGAGGGCGAUAUGUGUCUAAGUCAGGUACCAGAUACGUUUCAGGCAGUACGACAGAUUCCUUCUCUGCCUACAGCAUCGGGGCUUUAUUGGCCAAAGAAUAAACAGAAGCGUUCUGAUUCUGCAGUCUCUGUGCCAGACAUAGUCUCCUCGCCCUUGCAGAACUUUCAUCGUUAAAAGUGGAAAAGACAAUUUUAAUUUGUUAUCUGAUCUUUGUUACUUUAAAUAGCUGCAUACAUUAAUAACCCUGAUGCUUUUAGUCUAAAAAGUGUGUGGCCUUUCUAGAGCUAAAUUGUUAUAGAAGUUAUUUUCUGCAAGUAGAUAUAUAGUUGGUCUAAAAAGUGUGUGAUCUUUGUCGCAACUUUGAUUCUCUUAGUGCUACGUUAAGAUAUGAUCCCGACUGCAG